AAAUCUUAUGAUCAUUGUCACGUCUCAGAAUAGACACAGUCGAGAGUCGGCCCUUCGGACAGUGGAGAGGACCUUCAAACCCACCAGAUCCACCCGUUUGAGCAAUGUCCGUCAGGGCGAACUAUAUGAGAACUUGAACGCGACGGACGUGGCAAGGGUGAUUGCUUCUGGAACCAAAAUUCAAAACCCCACACCGAGGGGUGGAAUUUUGAUCCCCAAAUCGCGGUUCCUCUUUCAAGGGCUCUCCUGCCAACACCUCAUCUCCUUCCUCUCUUGCACGAAUAGCCAGGCACGCCCGCUGCGCUCCCUUCACCGCUUCUGCAGUGUGCGUGAGGUGAGGUCAUUCCUGCUGCGUGGUGCCACUCAGUCAAGCAGUGGUGGAGUCGAAGCUUCAAACUCAGAGACAGAGAACAAGAGAGCUCGGGCUCUUGGAUUGCUUUUUUUGGUUUCCAGUGCUUGGAACGAAAAAUGGUAGCGGCUUCAGGAACCAAUCCUUUCAACAAAGAGAUGGCCAUCCGAAAGAGAAUUGCCAAUAUAUUCAAUAAGAGAGAAGAGGACUUUCCAUCAUUGAAAGAGUAUAAUGAUUACUUGGAAGAAGUGGAAGAUAUGAUUUUUGAUCUGAUAGAAGGAAACAACAUCCCUGCCAUCGAAGCAAAAAUUGCAAGAUAUCAAGAAGAAAACAAGGAUCAGAUAAUUAAUGCCCAAGCUCGAAAGGCUGAAGAGCUUGCGGCAGCCAUGAAAGCAAGCAAAGGACCUCCUGUGCAGAACGAUCCAAGUGAUAUGGCUUUAGGACAAAAUGCACAAGUAGGAAUAAGUGGGGUUGCGCAGGGACAAUAUGCUCCUGCUGUGCCAGGAGCUGCAUUUGGACAACCAAGACCUACAGGUGUAGUACCUCAGCCGGUAUCGUUAGGUGGUCUCGAUGGUACCAUGGGCAUUGAAGAUGAAGCGACAAUGAAACUUCGAGCAGAAAGAAGUGCUAGAGCGGGAGGGUGGACUGUGGAAAUAAGCAAGAAAAGGGCAAUGGAAGAAGCCUUCAGUAGUCUGUGGGUUUGAAUUGCCGAAAUGAACAUAAGCCAUGUUCUCGUUAAGUGUAAAUAGCACAAGUGCCGAAACAAUGUUAUUCCAAUCCAUUCUUACGUUGCCAAGUUUCCUGUCUGAAAGAGCACCGUUGCUGUCGCCAUAUUAUCGGAGAGAACAAUGCCCGUACACAAGAAUUAUUAAAUCGAUCAUGCAUGGGAUUGCAGGUUUUGGUGCUUCAUUGAUGGUUUUGUAGCAAUAUUUCUGGUCUUCAAACAAAAAAUCACAUUGAGAAGAGGCCCCUGAUUUGUGGUAAAGAAACAGUUAGUAGAUUGAUGUGUCCUUUUACAGCAGGAUAAAUUGAAAACAGAUUGGUAGGAUUUCUCUUGUC
Messenger RNA from Nymphaea colorata (pocket water lily), 1408 nucleotides. RefSeq lists its product as uncharacterized. Gene Ontology annotation, cellular component: transcription factor TFIIH holo complex. Bases 469 to 1053 code for a protein of 194 amino acids. The record is from RefSeq and is a predicted model, not a curated record. Gene Ontology annotation, biological process: regulation of transcription by RNA polymerase II; regulation of cyclin-dependent protein serine/threonine kinase activity; DNA repair. The transcript has 6 exons. Lineage: Eukaryota; Viridiplantae; Streptophyta; Magnoliopsida; Nymphaeales; Nymphaeaceae.